AUGCAUCUCUUUGCAAGUCUGUGCAUUGUGCUUAGCUUUUUGGAGAGAGUGAGCUGUUUAUGUCCUUCACAGUGCACCUGUGAUUAUCACGGCAGAAAUGAUGGCCUGGGAUCAAGGGUGGUGCUAUGUAAUGACCUUGAUAUGAAUGAGUUACCUACAAACUUUCCCGUGGACACUGUGAAGCUUCGCAUAGAAAAGACCGUUGUCCAUACAAUCCCUGCCGAGGCCUUCUACUACCUGGUGGAGCUCCAGUACCUCUGGCUGACUUACAAUUCUGUGGCCAGCCUUGACACCAGCAGCUUUUACAACCUAAAGCAUCUGCAUGAAUUGCGCUUGGAUGGAAAUUCUCUGACUGCUUUCCCUUGGACAUCUCUGAGGGACAUGCCCGGCCUGAGGACCCUGGAUUUGCACAAUAACAGAAUAGCCAACGUGCCAAACGAGGCAGUCAGGUACCUGAAGAACCUCACCUACCUGGAUUUAUCAAGUAACAGAUUAACCACACUGCCACCAGAUUUCCUGGAAAGCUGGUCCCACUUGGUAACAGCAUCAUCCAGAAGCCUGGACCUUCCACCAAGAAGAAUUAUUCUCGGUCUGCAGGACAACCCAUGGUUCUGUGACUGUCACAUUUCCAAAAUAAUGUCAUUGUCAAAAGUCGCUGACCCUGCAAUAGUACUUCUUGAUCCGAUGAUGGUGUGUAGUGAACCGGAACGCCUCACAGGGAUUUUGUUUCAGCGGGCUGAGCUGGAGCAGUGUCUGAAGCCAUCAGUGAUGACCUCGGCUACCCAGAUCACAUCUGCUCUGGGCAGCAAUGUCCUGCUGCGGUGUGAUGCCACUGGCUACCCCACCCCGCAGCUCACGUGGAUCAGACCAGAUAGCUCGCCAGUUAAUUAUACAGUAAUUCAGGAAUCUCCAGGGGAGGGAGUCAGAUGGUCCAUAAUAAGCUUGACGGGCAUUUCUUACAUGGAUGCUGGGGAUUACAAAUGUAAGGCCAAAAAUUUGGCUGGGAUGUCAGAAGCUGUGGUCACCGUGACAGUGGCCGGUGUUGUCACAGCCACCAUCUCAUCAGAUACUUCUGAAAGAAGGACUGGGGAUCACCCUGAACAAGAGGUCCAGCCAGGAUCUAGACGAGCCGCAUCUCUGCCUGGUUCAUCGUCAUCUCCCUGGCCUCAUCCCUCCUCUUCUCCCACUUUUCCUCCUACUUCAGCUUCAUCUCCUCCCUCCACUGCUUCCUCCUUCUUCUCUCCUUUCUUCUCCUCCGCUGUUUCUUCAGCUACAACGCCAAGCACUAGAAUAUCCACAGGCACCGCCACGGCUAGCCGACAGUCACUCCGCCCAGAUGGGAAAAGAAGUGCCAAGGCAGAGAUGGGCGGCGGGAAGCUUCCCCCAGCUAGUGCCAGUAGAAGGGAAGAGCUGGCACUGCUGGAUCGAGCCCUGCCCAUGGAAACGAAUGCCACGAUAGAAAACCUCCAGGUGGUCGGCGAAACAGAAGGAAGCGUGAUUUUGAUGUGGGACACUGUUAACACCACCCAGAUCUCGGAAGUGACCGUGUUUUAUUCCAAAUAUGGUGAGAAGGACCUGCUGCUGCUUAACGUGAACUCCAGCAAGAACCAAGUCACCAUAAAUGGCUUGCUUCCUGGUUGGCAGUAUAUAGCGUGUGUCUGUCCAAAGGGAAUGCCUCCCCAGAAAGACCAGUGUAUCACCUUUUCUACUGACAGAGCUGAAGAAGAAGGUGAUUCUCGAGAGUCUUUCCUGAUGGUGGUGAGUGGCGCUGCCUGCGUUGCUGUCUUGCCGUUGAUUUUUUUCCUGUUGUACAAAGUUUGCAAACUUCAGUGUACGCCAGACUCCCUCUGGGAAGAUGAUUUGGCAAAAGAGACUUAUAUCCAGUUUGAGACGCUGUCCCCCAGGUCUCAAAGUGUAGGGGAACUGUGGACGCGAAGGCCCAGAGCCGAAUCAGAAAAACUGCCACUCUGCUCUAGGUCAAGUGUGGAGUCUCCUGACUAUUAA
Molecule: messenger RNA, 2004 nt
Organism: Rangifer tarandus platyrhynchus (Svalbard reindeer)
Lineage: Eukaryota; Metazoa; Chordata; Mammalia; Artiodactyla; Cervidae
Source: the annotation of a GenBank genome assembly